CAGUCACAGGCUCGUGCAACAGGAUCGGGAAAGUUUCGAUGCUCCGCCCCGGUAAAUGCACCUGCUGCACCACCUGGAGCAGAUCAACACUCACGGGCUAGAGGCUGUGACAGCAGCAACAACAUGGGAGGUGUCUACUCUGGUGAAAAGAUGGCAGGAGUUUUCUCCUACGAGAGUUCAGAAGUCGACUGGUGUGAAGACAACUACAAACACUCUGAACAUGUGGUGGAGUACUUCAACACUAUGAGCAGCUUUUUUUUCUUCAUUAUAUCGCCCGUCAUGCUCUACCUUUUGCACCCUUAUGCCAAAGAGAGGAGCCUGGCAAUCCACAUAGUUUGGAUCAUGAUGAUUUUUGUAGGGCUCUUCUCAGCAUACUUCCACAUGACUCUUAGUUUUGUUGGCCAGAUGUUGGAUGAGCUGUCAAUCCUGUGGGUGCUGGCAGUGGGAUAUGCUGUCUGGUUCCCCCGCAAGCUGUUCCCUUCUUUUAUAAAAGACAGGUCCACGUUUUCAAGGCUCAUCCUGUUGGUUACUGUCAUCACCUCGGUGUCAUCGUUCGUCAAACCUACAGCUAAUGCCUACGCUUUAAACUGCUUCGGCCUCCACCUGCUUUACACUCUGGCAGUGGAGAUGAGAUGCUGCACUGACCAGAAGGCUCUGCGACUGGCCAAGCUGUCAGUGGCUCUGUGGGUGCUCGCCAUCUCCUGCUGGAUUAGUGACCGUUUUGGCUGCAGCUUCUGGCAGCGGCUAAACUUCUGCUACCUCCACGGUAUCUGGCACAUUCUCAUUGUGAUGGCGGUGGCUUAUGGCAGCACUUUGAUAGCUUACCUGGACGCCAACUAUGAGAUACCGUAUUCACUGCCUGGACUGCAGUACUGGCCAUGUGAUAAAUGGGCUGUUGGAUUACCUCACAUUGUCCUGAAGGGUACUACCAAAACACGGAAACGGUGCUAACAAAGUCUUGUUUAACUUUGGCAGAGCAUUUCUGUUAGUGCACUCCAUUAGGACAGUAGUUCAGCACCAGCUUCUCAGCUUAAAGACGCAAUCUAGGAUCUGAAAGCUUGGCCCCACCACCGUAAUUCAAAAUACGGGAAUCUAAUGUCACUCCAACUGAUGACAACAACAACUAAAUACAAGUUAUGCUUGUUUUCUGAUCCUAUAAAAGGUUUAUUUACACAACAGAUGGAGUACCGAAUGAGCCAAGUUCACAUAUACAAAACAAUUAUUUACAGAUCAAACUUAAAAUCUAUACUUUAAUAUGCCCGGUACUUAUACUAUAGAUUCAUAUUUCUAACACAGUAGCAAAUUAUUGCAGUCAUAUUACUGUAAUUCAAACCUUUGCUCUUAGUCUCUCUAUUCAAGCCAUGAUUGUGUUUUCAGAAACUUUUCUGGGGAAAUCCCAACUAGAGUUAGAGGGAUAGAGACUGAGGGCAUCAGUUGACUGAGCUGACUUAUCUUGAACUUCUACGAAGGUGAAAUGAGGUUUGGUUUUACAGGUUUUAAGGCGAUGACUAUCAAACAUUAUGAGCUUGUAAGUCAUGAAUGGUUUCAUAAAAUAUCUACGGGCCUCCAGUUUUAAAGAGUUUGUCUUUGACAGUUAAGCAUGCGUGUUUUUGUAUAUAUAAAUCAGUUACUGAUAUUUAUUUUCAAGAUAUGUACGCACAUUUGAUUCUGCACAUAACCGAUUGUAUUGACGUACUGUAUGCUUUCUUUUCAUGAAACUAUUCUUUUGCUAAGAAACAGUAGCUACUAUCAUUCUGUGCAACAGUUUCUUGGAGUGAGGCGCUACAGUGAAAUGUGUUUGCAUGGAGUUUUAAAAUACCUCAGCAUGUGAUGGCUUCACAGUCAUACAUCCUGUCCUCGGGGUCAGUUUGAUCUGUAACCUGAACUGUGUUGUCUCAUUUUAAUCUAAUACAAGCUAAGUAAAGUUAUAAUUGUCAGUCUAGUAAUGUGUUAGAAUUAAGACAUUCAUUUAAACUCAGGACAUUUCAGUGACACCUAUUUGUCGCUUUCUCUAUAAAAGAUAGUCUCAUUCAGGACCUCUGAAAUAUGACUCUAAAGUGCAUUUAUAUGACUGACAGUUCCCCGACAAUCACAUGCAGAUCUGAUUCUUGUUUGAUUGACUCUAACUCACCAAAAUGACCUUUUUGUGUAAUUUGGUGAUGUGUUGAGAAUAUUCAGGUACACUGUGCCUCCAUUCACGUGAUCUUUCCGGAAGGAUACAACAGACACAACAAUAGAUCCAUUACACAAAGGAAUGCACAUGUUUUCUCUGCACUCCAGUGUUCAACAGUGACCUCCUGUGGGUGAUGAUACUUUCAAAAGCAACUAGUGCUUUUAAAAAUAUAAUGCUAUUAAUUAGUGACAGCAAGAUGAUACGCUAAGAGUGAGGUAACAAAUAAAACAGAAUGUGUUGGCACUAAUUUCAAAUGUCAGAGUCAAUUAUCCGUAACUUUUCAGUGUCCUGUCUGGAUAUACUGAAGUAAUUAUGUUUACAGAAAACUGUAUGUCUCCAUCAGGUAUUCCCAACCUGGAGGUCAGUAACCCUCAAGUUUGCCAGAUGGUCCAAACCUGUGGUCCACACUGAAAUAUCUCAUUUACUGGAUAAGUUGCCAUGAAUUUCUGUUGAGGCAUGCAUGGUGCGCAGAGGAUGAAUCCUACCGACUUUUCAUCUGGCGCCCUCAGUCUGCCAAAAUUGGCAAUCCAGCAGUUGAGAUGUAAGUUUAUUCAAGUUUUCACCUAUCCUGUGAAGUAUAUCCACAUCUACUAGAUGGACUGGAACAAAAUCUUGUAAAGGCAUUCAUUGUCUCCAGAUGAUAAAUUGGUAUGACUUCCCUAACUUUUCCUCGAGCACCGCAAAGAGGUUGACAUUUAGGAUAACUCAUGUCCAUACUGAGGCCAUAGUGUGUAUUGAGCAGUCAGAAGAAGGCAUUUCCUAAUUUAGGGGGUCACAAGUCAAAAAGGUUGGGAACCACUGCUGUAGAUUUAUUCUUUCAUUUAGAGAAAUAUGUUUUGUGCUGAUUAUUAAUUAAAUUAUUUGUUCAGGUUUUUCCCUUGGGCCUUGCAAUUUAUGAUACGACUGUAUUUUUAGUCAUCAAGGAAGAAUGAUGAAUGUUGUGGAUACAGUUGACAUUCUUUUGUACAAAGUCGGACCCGUU
This is a messenger RNA of Seriola dumerili (greater amberjack), 3155 nucleotides long. It is a transcript of the gene acer1, whose product is annotated as alkaline ceramidase 1. The transcript is spliced from 7 exons. Gene Ontology annotation, cellular component: membrane. The coding region runs from base 124 to 951 and encodes 275 amino acids. NCBI's taxonomy places the organism in Eukaryota, Metazoa, Chordata, Actinopteri, Carangiformes, Carangidae. Gene Ontology annotation, biological process: ceramide metabolic process. Gene Ontology annotation, molecular function: hydrolase activity, acting on carbon-nitrogen (but not peptide) bonds, in linear amides. The record is from RefSeq and is a predicted model, not a curated record.